CUUUUUUUCUUCGAUUUAGUGGAAAAAACCAUAGUCUUCAUAGACAUUUUUGUGCGUACAAUGGGACCUAUAUCCGAUCUCACGGAUACGUACUCCUUCAAUUGCUAUUUCCGACAAAUGUGGACUGAUUCACGACUGAAAUUUAAUGGAACACAAACUAAACAAUCGCUAUCGUUAAGUAUGGCUAUGCUGGAUAAGAUUUGGAAGCCCGAUACGUAUUUCUGGAACGGGGCACGGUCCUAUACGCACACAAUGACUACAAGUAAUCGUUUGGUAAGACUCUAUCCGGAUGGGACCGUAUUGUUCAGUAGCAGAUUGACUAUCAAAGGCAACCUUCCUUCAUUUCUUGAAGCAUUCUGGAUUUAUUGCGGAUGUGCUAAUCCUAUUUCAAUGCAUAUUUCAGGAAAAUGCGCAAUGUCAAUGAGGAGGUAUCCACUGGAUCGACAGGCCUGCCGAUUAGUGAUAGGAUCUUAUGCAUUUGGCGAAGAUGAACUGUUAUACGAUUGGGGAGUGAGGGGUACGGAUAGAGGAGUUCAGAUGGACUACGAUGGGAUCAAAGAGCUGGCACAAUUCACUAUGACAGGAUUUCAAGUGUUCAACUCAACAAACAUGACGCGUGACCAAACAGUUUCAAACCUACAAUUUCUUAGUCAACUUGCUCAUAUCCUCUUCAUAAUCGCUGAUAAUUCAGGCAAUUACUCAGCUCUUGAAGUUCGUUUCUACUUUGAAAGGCAUUUUGGAUAUUUUCUGAUAAACUUCUACGUACCAUGCACAUUGAUAGUACUCCUCUGUUGGGUAGCUUUGUGGACAAAUCGCGAGGCUACAGGAGAUCGCAUAGGGAUGGGUACGGUCCGCUCUCGAAUCACUUCUGUUCUUACAAUGGUCCUAAUUGCUAACGACAGCAAAUCGGAUGCUCCCAAGGUUAACUUCCCCACCGCUUUGGACAUCUACAUCUGGAUCUGUUAUACGACACUCUUGAUUUGCAUGGUUGAAUUCACUGUAGUUCAUUAUUUCACGAAAUUUAACACUGGGGACCCUGAAAUACAAGCAUUGGAAAGGGAGAGAAUGAGAAGAAUCAUUAGAAGGAUCCCUAAAACUGCUGUUCUCAGGUAGAC
Molecule: messenger RNA, 1115 nt
Organism: Strongylus vulgaris
Lineage: Eukaryota; Metazoa; Nematoda; Chromadorea; Rhabditida; Strongylidae
Source: the annotation of a GenBank genome assembly